Messenger RNA from Penicillium daleae, 1104 nucleotides. Its product is annotated as phospholipase D regulator. Gene Ontology annotation, biological process: positive regulation of catalytic activity. Lineage: Eukaryota; Fungi; Ascomycota; Eurotiomycetes; Eurotiales; Aspergillaceae. Gene Ontology annotation, cellular component: cell periphery; fungal-type vacuole. The transcript is spliced from 2 exons. The coding region runs from base 1 to 1104 and encodes 367 amino acids. The record is from RefSeq and is a predicted model, not a curated record.
AUGCACUGCUCCAAGCCCGACCACCCUCCGGGACGAACCUUCAAUAAAAAGCUGUCGGACAAAGUUCCUGCAGACUGUCAUUCACAUACUUCACAGACAGCGUACCUAAGCAUCGAUACCCAGUCCGUGGUGCACAACGGAUCCGAGUCCCCAGCCACGGCAACACGAACGCCGGAUGGUCAGACCCUAGAGGAGAUCACACGAUCUCAACAAUUUACAUUGCGCACGCUUCCAGCUUGGAUCCGGUCGAUCGAAGAAGUCGAGGAUGACGCCGAGGGAGCCGCGGCAACCGACCAACUACUACCCUCCCAGCCUCAUGAUGCGCAAGUCGCUCAGCAUAACCACACUCCUUAUAAUAUAUCAAGCCACGACUUUGCACAGACGCAUGAUCCAGGUUUCUCAGAAGAGACUUUCCCAAUCCGGGAAUCGCGAUGGGCGACGUUUUCGCGUAUGAUCCAGUAUCCACAAGGGUAUGUGGACGAAUCUAAAGAGGUCACGUCGGAUUGGUUGAAUGAGAACCACGGGGACUUAUCGAGUCCAUGGCGCGGUAAGCUCUUGGACGAAGACAGCCCAGAACACCCCCUGCAUAUCAAACCGCGCAGGCGGGAAAUCUGGAUUAAGCGCUUCCGUAUCUCGCUGUUGAGAAGUCCAAUAGUGCCGCUUAUAUUACGACUGACGGUCUGGUUCUUCUCGUUGUGUGCGCUGGCGUUGGGCGGAUCUAUACAGCAUUUGUCAGAUAAGGGCCACACCGACCAGGGCCCGUCAGCAUUAAUGGCUAUCAUUGUUGACGUAGUGGCAUUGGUUUACCUUGUGUAUAUCACUUUUGAUGAAUACACCUCGAAACCUCUGGGAUUGCGCUCUCCUUCGGCCAAGGCGCGGCUCAUCCUUCUUGAUCUCUUUUUCAUUGUCUUUGAUUCUGCCAAUUUGAGUUUGGCAUUUAAUUCCCUGUCCGAGGUGACUGGCUCCUGCACAGAAGCAGAGGUGAAUCAAAUAUUAGACCCUCGGAACGACAAGAUCUGCGUACGACAGAAGGCCCUUGCCUCUGUUUUGCUGGUUGCGUUGAUUGCUUGGCUCUUGACGUUUUGCCUUAGCGUUCUCAGGUAG